UAUAAAAAUAUAGGUUACACCGCCCUCAUAAAACCUUCUUCAGCGUCCUAAUUUCCCCGUGUGCUAGUGUGAUUGAGAGAGAAGCAAAAAGAAACUCGAAAGAUCCUCACUGCCCUCCGAUUCAACACAUGAAGUCUGAAUUCCAAUACCACGAGGAUUACAUAAAAAACUCGAGGGGUGUUGAGCUGUUUGCUUGUAGAUGGAUCCCAUCUUCUUCUCCCAAAGCUCUUGUUUUCCUCUGCCAUGGUUACGGAAUGGAGUGUAGCGACUCCAUGAGAGAAUGCGGAGUCAGACUGGCUUCAGCAGGAUACGCGGUUUUUGGUAUGGACUAUGAAGGUCAUGGUCGGUCCAUGGGAGCUCGUUGCUACAUCAAGAAGUUUGAAAACAUUGUAAAUGAUUGCUACGACUAUUACACCUCUAUUUGUGCGCAAGAGGAGUACAUGGAGAAAGGCAGAUUCUUGUAUGGAGAAUCCAUGGGAGGUGCAGUCACUUUAUUGCUUCACAAGAAAGAUCCUUCCUUUUGGAACGGCGCCAUUCUUGUCGCUCCUAUGUGCAAGAUAUCAGAGAAGGUGAAGCCACAUCCGGUGGUGAUCAAUCUGUUAACUAGAGUCGAAGAGAUGAUACCUAAAUGGAAAAUAGUUCCAACAAAGAACGUGAUUAAUGUUGCUUUCAAGGACCUUGCCAAGCGAGAAAAGGUAAAGAACAACAAGCUGAUAUAUCAAGACAAGCCUAGGCUCAAGACAGCACUUGAAAUGCUUAGGACAAGCAUGAACCUCGAAGACAGUCUCGAUGAGAUAACGAUGCCGUUUUUUGUGUUACACGGAGAAGCAGAUAUAGUGACGGAUCCAGAGAUAAGCAAAGCCUUGUACGAGAAAGCUAGCUCAAGAGACAAGACUCUCAAGUUGUAUCCUGGGAUGUGGCAUGCUCUGACGUCAGGUGAGCCUGACUACAAUGUGGAUCUUGUUUUUGCUGACAUCACCAAUUGGCUUGACCGUCGAACAGAUGACCCGGCAUCUCUCAGUGUCACU
This is a messenger RNA of Brassica oleracea var. oleracea, 1028 nucleotides long. Its product is annotated as caffeoylshikimate esterase. NCBI's taxonomy places the organism in Eukaryota, Viridiplantae, Streptophyta, Magnoliopsida, Brassicales, Brassicaceae. Gene Ontology annotation, cellular component: membrane. The record is from RefSeq and is a predicted model, not a curated record. Gene Ontology annotation, molecular function: lipase activity.